AUGUUAAAAUUUAGUGGAGAGUUUAAUCAUGCUUACAUUAUUACUUAUGAAAGAAAACCUAAACUCUAUAAGAAACUUAUUUACUUGAAUCUGCUACUUUUUGUAAUAAUCAGUUGGCUUUAGUUCAAUUUAUAGUAAACUAUAUUGAUUACUAUUAUUUACAAUAUUUUAAUAUAUAUAAUUGGAGGAAAUGAAAUAAUAAUUGAGCAAAUGCAAAUUAUUAAAAAUAUUGGUAUACAAAUUGAAAAAAGAAAGAGCAAUGGAAGUGUGUCUAAAGAAUUUAUUAAUUAAAAUAUUAUCAGAGAUGUUGUUCUUUAAGAAGGAUUAACCACUUUUACUGUUGAAAUUUAUUUAGCAAUUAUCUGCAAAGGCAUGAAAUAAAUGAUUUUACCUUUUUAAUAUAAUCUAAGCACAGAUUAAUUAAUGUAAAUUUAUUAUCCUUUGAGAUAAAUGAUUAUGUGA
This is a messenger RNA of Paramecium pentaurelia, 462 nucleotides long. NCBI's taxonomy places the organism in Eukaryota, Ciliophora, Oligohymenophorea, Peniculida, Parameciidae. The record is from the annotation of a GenBank genome assembly.